Messenger RNA from Fusarium tjaetaba, 3714 nucleotides. RefSeq lists its product as uncharacterized. Bases 1 to 3714 code for a protein of 1237 amino acids. The transcript has 9 exons. Lineage: Eukaryota; Fungi; Ascomycota; Sordariomycetes; Hypocreales; Nectriaceae. Gene Ontology annotation, molecular function: protein binding. The record is from RefSeq and is a predicted model, not a curated record.
AUGAAAGACACCCUAAGACGUCUCAAGGUCCAUACUCGAGAGCGCUUUGAGCGUCUCAGGAUCACCUCUGAUGAAGGCGAUUCAGCGGCAGACGGAGGACAUGUGGCUUCUGAUCGAAUCACGAGUGACUCCCGACAGUCGCAUACCAAAAUACACCAACGAGAAGAUCAAGCCGACGUUGCAGCAGAAUCAGGAGAUACAUCCAUGCCUACCACUCAGUCCGAUGCGGAUCCCUCAUCAACCGAGAAUAUCGAUUUCUCCACGCUUCUGCAAAAGCUGGAAAAGUUCCUAGAGAGUGAAGACGGAGAUGUGGAGGCUGGCGAUCCCAAACCGCCAGGCAAUCCGUCCGAGGCGACUGAUAAUAGCCGACUAGAGACAAUUCAAAAGAAUGCAGAACAGAGACUUAAGAAUUUCUCAGAGGCUCAUCUAUCCUUCACAAUCCGGGGUCAACCAAUCGUCGUUUGGGAAAGUAUUCUCAAGGCUGUUCAAGUCAUCAACACGCUGAAGCCCAUCAUCUCUGGGGCAGUUGCAGCUGAGCCUUCUGCAGCUUUGGCCUGGGCUGGAGUAACGACUAUUUUGCCGCAAGACGAGGAUGCGGCUACUGGUCUCACUAAUGUCAUCUUUCUUAUGGCCAGAUAUCGAGACUUCCAUGAACAGGACUUUGUAUCUCACCUGCAGUCUUCCUGUCAAUCUGAUUCAUCGCGGGAAUCUCUUUCUCAUGUAAGAGACGAUCUCGUCAGCGUGUACGGCAAGAUAUAUAUAUAUGAAGCUCGCUUUGUGCUCCAGUACGGGAGACGAAACAAGGUACAUCGCGCUCUAAGGAAUGCGCUGAAUGCCGACGGCUGGAAGCAAUCGUGGCUAGACAUAGAGACCAUUAGCCAGCGUAUUGACAAGGGUGUAAAUGCUGAAGUCAAUAUCACAACGCUGAGAUCAUGGCAGGUGGUUAAAGACAUCCAGGAAAGAACCGAAAGGGUUGAGUUCUUGCAGCAUGAAACGUUAAGGGUAGUGCAGGGCUUUGACCGACGGCAGCUCUUGCAAUCAUUGCAGGUUACGGGAAACGCUGUCUUUGACUCACGUCGAACCUCAAAAGUGGAAGCCGUUUGCUUGCCAGGCACUCGGCGCCACAUUCUUCAAACAAUCCAGGAUUGGACAAACGACCCCGACAGUAAAAUGAUAUUCUGGCUACAAGGCAUGGCUGGAACUGGAAAGACGAGUAUUGCCUUAACAGUUGCGAGUAGUUUGGAAGCAAGAGCUCCUUUUACCGACCCGCUCAAACAACCAAGUAGAGCCUUUCUUGGUGCGAGCUUCUUCUUUGCUCAAGGCGACGCCACCAGAAACAGUACAGCCGAGUUCUUCCGUACAAUUGCAUGGUGCUUGGCAGAUGCCCUCCCAGACGUUGGAAUACGCAUUGCAGAAGCUAUCAAAGACAACCCAGGAAUCCAUAUGAAAGCCCCACAACAGCAGCUACAAAAGCUCAUUAUCAAACCCCUGGAGCUACUGGACCAGAAGACGUUCGUCCCACUCCAACUCGUUGUUGUGAUAGACGCUUUAGAUGAGUGCUUGGAAGAAGAUGCAGAAGAUCUGUUAGGUAUGCUAGCAAAUCUUGAAAAGCUUCAUCAGAUCCAACUUCGCCUGUUCAUUACGAGUAGGCGAGAAGGGCAUAUUUCCAUGGCGAUGGAGAAUCUACCCAGCAGGUUGUUCCAAACAAACAGACUGAACAAGAUCGACUCGUCCCCCGGCAGUAACAACGAUAUUGCAUUUUACCUGUCUGAGUCUUUAGGGAGUAUCGCUACGAGAUGGCGUGUCACAGAUGGCGGAGUAAAUGAGGCUGAUAUAAACAGACUGGUCCAGAAGGCGGAUGGUCUUUUUAUCUACGCCGCAACAGCCUGUCGAUUCCUUGAUUCUCCCCAUUUCGUCAACAGACGGUUCAGAGAGAGACGCUUAAACCUCUUUUUUGAAGAUCAAUGGGAGACACAAGGUCCCCAGCACACGAUGGAUGACAUAUACCACAAAGUCUUGACCUUCCCAGAAACAGAUGGUUGGUCGCAAGAGGAGAAAAUUCCUUUUUAUACCGACAUCAGUCAACUGAUCGGUUUUAUCGUUGUCCUAUUUCGACCUACUUCAGUGGAAACACUUUCCCACCUGCUCCCGACAACGAUAACGAGGGACGAUGUUAAGUACUAUCUUGGCCAGCUCCAUUCUAUUAUCGACGUCCCUGAAAAUCCUGGAUUUCCUCUCUUACUUGUUCACCUAUCAUUCCGAGACUUUAUUCUCGACCCGAAGAGGUCUGAGCGGCUUCCAUUCUCUAUCAGUGAGCUUGAAAUGCACCACGAGGUAUUGUAUAGAUGUUUUGCGCUUAUGAACUCUAAGCUUGAAGAAAAUAUCUGCCGUUUGAGUCUUCCAGGAACCCUCGUUUCUGAGGUUGAUCCUAGUCAUAUCGCAAGCCAUAUCCCACCGUAUCUACAAUAUGCGUGCCGCUACUGGGCAGAUCAUCUCAUUCAAACACAUCGCAAAUUUCUCGCGAAGAAGAAGUCAGGGGACGCCGAAUACCAGGCAUCACUUGUUCUAGUAUACAGCUUUCUCAAAGAAAACCUUCUAUCCUGGUUGGAGGUCAUGGCAUUCAUUGGAGAAGCCUCAUCAAUAAUACCAGUGUUCAGUCAGCUGGGUCGGUUUAUCGAACUCGUAGCUGCUUGUCAGGGCGACUCUGCUGCGCUAUAUCACGUGGAACUGGAGCAAUUAGUUCUUCUCAUCUUGCCGUCUGAGAGAUGGGUCUCCGGAGCCGCGAAGGAUAUUUACGAACUAUCAAUCUCUAUCGACAACAGAAUUGUCGCAGUGAGGUUCGAUGACAGUGUCGAUUUCUGGGAUAUGACUCCAAAAAUACAAAGGUUGAUUGGGAGCUAUCGGGCUACUUGGAGCGUAUUUUCCUCGUUUCUGUUCAUAUCUCCGGAUGAGAUGAUUGGAAUUUAUGAAAGCCAUACCCAUAUGGUCGAUGUUUUUGACCUGGUCACCGGAGAGUCCAUUGGGACAUUCUCGAGGACCUUUGUCAAGCAGGACCCUAAUGAGGGGCCUUUGCGAGCACAUGUAUGGGGUCAUGUUCCUGUGAUUAGAAUCCUCGGCGGUCAAUCCACUUCGACAUUCGGGGUCGCAGAAGGACCUCCGGACAACGUUGAGUUCUUGGAUGGCAACAACCUGGCGAUCAGUUAUUCUUCGAAAAUGGCAACAAAACAAUGGACCGUGAUUGAUGGGUCUAUGAAGUCCUUCGAGGUCAGGGUUCAGGCCCUUACAUACUCACCAGAUGGACAAUUUGUUCUCUUGCAGUUAGACCUCGAUGAUCAGUUCCAAGUUUGGGAUAGAUCGCUGACUAAAAGGAUUGCUGUGUAUGACCGACUGGCUAGUAUGGUGUUUGUACCACAAACCAGCCACUUGGUUUCCUUGUCUUUGUUGGGGAAUCUCCAGGUUCUUUCUUAUGAUCCCAAAUGCCUUACACUUGACACUGUUAACACUUUCAAUCUUUCUGGCAUGUCCCACGGCAGCACAGCUACAACACAGAGGUGGAGAAUGCACCCCCUCCACGUGUCACAAAGCGGUGAAGUGGUCGCCAUUAUCCUUGACUGCCGCGACCACGGCAGCCACAACACCUUACUACAACUUUGGAACGUUCCUAGGAGGGAGAAGAUCAAAGAGAUUCGUAUGGGAAGGCGAGCCAUGGGUUAA